AUGCUUAACAUCGUGUUUCCUACUAUACCGGAAGUUUUGGAACUGAUUUAUCAAUUGAUUCGAUUGAUUGUUCUUGCCAUUGCCAUCAUUUUCCUUGUUGCUGCUCCUCUUUUACUUGCUGUGCAUUUGGUGCAUGUUCAUCAUAUUUUUUUGUCUCUUUUAGCAAUUCAAAGAUUCAUUUUAUACUUUUUCCCAAAUUUGGAGAAAUUCGUUAGUUUUGGAUUCAAAACUACCACAAAAUUUAUCUAUUUUAUUCAUUUUUCAUGUUUCAUUCCGUUUCCUGCAAGUUUCAUCGUUAAUAUAUUUGUUGGGGUUAUCCACGGCAGCACGUUUGACAUAGCAACCGUAUUACAGCAAUUAGAAAUAACAUAUCAUACUUCCUUGAACUGCAUUGUCAUAUCAUCUGCACUAUUAUACAUUCCAAUACUCAUCAGCAUCUUUCGUCUUCGUCAUUUACCAUCCAUCGAAAAACACAAACCACACAAAUACAUUCUCUACCAAACAAUCAUCCUGGUUUUCUACAAAAUUGUGGAAGCGGUAACCGUUUCAAUAUUAAAAACGGAUAAUAAUUUACUUGUAUCAUCUGUAACGGAUAUUUUUGUAACGCAAUUGUUAGUUCAAAUACCGUAUCUUUUUUGUAAUCGGAGGAAUGUGAUGGCAAUGAGGAAACGAUUAUCACUGAAGUAUUUAUGGUCUAAAAUAAGACAUCGAAAUAAUCAAAUUGCAAUUUCUCAUAUUCAAUCUACUAAUUUUUAA
Caenorhabditis briggsae is the source of this 756-nucleotide messenger RNA. NCBI's taxonomy places the organism in Eukaryota, Metazoa, Nematoda, Chromadorea, Rhabditida, Rhabditidae. Bases 1 to 756 code for a protein of 251 amino acids. The record is from RefSeq and is a predicted model, not a curated record. The transcript has 4 exons.